Messenger RNA from Vollenhovia emeryi, 2187 nucleotides. RefSeq names its product WW domain-binding protein 11. The transcript has 7 exons. NCBI's taxonomy places the organism in Eukaryota, Metazoa, Arthropoda, Insecta, Hymenoptera, Formicidae. Gene Ontology annotation, cellular component: spliceosomal complex. The record is from RefSeq and is a predicted model, not a curated record. Gene Ontology annotation, biological process: mRNA cis splicing, via spliceosome. The coding region runs from base 447 to 2129 and encodes 560 amino acids.
ACCGAUUAGGCACCGCUGUGACUAUUUUACGAACGCAGCUGAAUAUCUUUUCCCCACUACCAUCAAUCGGUACUAACGUGUUUACUUAAAUAACUCGAGCACGAAUUCGGAGCGAUAUUUCCUUAAGUUGCCACGAUAAAGGCACUCGAGACUGAUUUUAUUGACAUAAAUCUGACGAUUUUGUUAUAGGAUCAAAUGAGAGCCUGAUCUUUUCGUACGCUUUUGGUGAAGCGACUCGUAGCGAUGCGUUCCGUAACUGCCUGCAAUCUGCGGGAUAAAGCGGUAUCCGACCCGCUUCGCCUGUUAGUUUUCUAAUCAAGGGAGCACACUGGGCGCUGCUCCCCUCGAGUCGAGGGGACGUAAAUAAGAUUGAAAUUUUGCGGACGUAUUAAUCGAGCCGCGGUGUCACUGCGACCGUCACGAAAAGUAGAGCAAUUCUGUGAAAAAUGGGGCGCCGUUCGAUCAACACCACGAAAAGUGGGAAAUACAUGAAUCCCACUGAUCAAGCACGAAAGGAAGCGCGCAAGAAGGAAUUGAAAAAGAACAAAAAGCAACGGCAAUUGGUAAGAGCGGCCGUUUUGAAAGGCAAAGAUCCAGCGCAGAUCAUCGAAGAGAUGGAAAAGAUUGAUCAGAUGGAGUACAACGUGAUGCAGCCGCCCCCCUUGAACGAGAAGGUGUUGAAAGACAAGCGGAAGAAACUUAAGGAAACUUUAGACCGUGUCUUAAAAAUGUAUGCGAAGGACGAUCAAGAAAAGUGGGCGGAGCUGAAGGAGCAAUUGAUACAGUAUGAGCGUAGAAGGAUAGACUUGGUUUCCUACUUCGAAGCUGUACGGCACGCGCAGCAAGUGCAGGUGGACGAAAUACCGCUGCCGUCGGCUGCCAAUGACAUAUCCAGGAUGUACCCAGGUUCUUUAACGUCACAGAUUCCCUUGCCAGACAUGCCACAGCCACCCGCGCAUAUAUAUCCGCCUCACCCUCAUUAUAUAUCACAACACCAUACUAUAAUGAAUAUUCCUGUACCACCGAGUAUCUUGAAAAAGACUAGCGCGUAUGCGACCUCCCCAUCUAUGCCUACGUUGGCGCCGAAUAAAGAGCCGCCUGGUGUGCCGCCUUUCCCACCUCCGGAACUGUCCAGCGACGACGAAGACACGGUUGAAAAUGUAAAAGAUCCACCAGCGAAAUCGAGAACAAUACGAUUCGCCGACGACAAGGAGGACAAACAAGAGUUGGAGAGCAAGGAAAAAGACGCGGAAAAGGAGAAGGACAGAGAUAUGGCAAAAGUCAAACCGACCACGUUGCAGCAGAAAAUGUUGGCAAUGGCGGGGCAGGAUAUCGAUCAGUUCAUGCGAGAGAUGGAAGUCGUCCAUAAGAAGAGGGAGACCGAGCGCGCUCAAGAUCUGAACGCGCGACUGUCGCUGCUCGAGACGGAGAACGAGGCCAAUGCUAAGUCUAGCAAUAAUAAAUCUAGUAGCAAAGGGGAGGACGAGGAGAUAGAACCGCCUGGAGCAUCGGAGCAUCUCGCUGGUCACGGGCAGCACACGUCUCAUCCCCACGCCCAGCACGCGCAGCAACACGGCGCGAUGCCGCCGAUGGGCAUGCCGCCUCCGCCUCUGCUUUACAGACCACCUCCACCGCCGUUGCAUCUCAGAAUGCCACCGCCGCCGCCACCUCGUAUCGGACUACGAUUACCACCUGGUCCACCACCUGGAAUGCCGAGGAUACUGAGACCCGGGCCCCCGAGUAUACCUAGAAUGCCACUGCCGCAAAUGCAGAUGUCGAAUAUGUCGAAUAUAGCAAAUCCUCAAAUACAGCCGCAGUCUGGAACUGCUGCGCCGCCCAAGACACCUAACGUGCUUUCCGCCGCACCGCAGCUGAUCAACAGAAAGGACAAGGAUGGGAAAAGUACCACCACUAUCGAAGCGAAACCACAAAUUAGGAAUCUGGCUGCUGACGUUACGAGAUUUUUACCAACGUCUUUGCGCGUGAAGAGAGAUGAUAAAAAGAAAUCCAGUAAUGUCUCCAGGAUUACAGAAAGGUUACCGGAAGCGCAGCCGCUCAGAACGACGCAACCUAAGACGAAGGAUGAUGCGUAUAUGCAAUUUAUGCAAGAAAUGGAAGGAUUACUAUGAGCUUAGAAAAGUGUAUGCUUUACUUAACUGAAAUCAAUAUAUGAAUUUUAUACAAUGA